AUGUUCCGCUCCGUGUGCACCCUGAAGCCCUCUACUCCUCUCUCGGUCCGCAGAGUCGGGGCUAAGGUUUACUCCUAUGGUGGCUUUCACUCUGGUUGUGCUAUGGCUGGAAUGCUCUGGUAUCUGGCAUUUACCGUUCUCCUGAGUGCCGACCUUAGUGACCCGCACAAGAGAUCCGCGUUCGCCUUCGCAUUGUUCAUCAGCGUACUUCUCCUGGCCAUCAGCUGGUCUGCGUUCCCGGCAUUCCGUGUCUCCUACCACAACACUUUUGAGGCCGUUCACCGUUAUGCUGGCUGGUUCUCCGUGGGCCUCCUUUGGGCGCAGCUCGGGACCUCGGUCGCCAUCUCGCACUACCUCUAUGGUGAGUCUGCUGGUCUUCUCCUGAUUGAGAGCCCCCUUUUUGGUAUGUAA
Molecule: messenger RNA, 411 nt
Organism: Aureobasidium musti
Lineage: Eukaryota; Fungi; Ascomycota; Dothideomycetes; Dothideales; Saccotheciaceae
Source: the annotation of a GenBank genome assembly